Messenger RNA from Phalacrocorax carbo (great cormorant), 2398 nucleotides. The record is from RefSeq and is a predicted model, not a curated record. Lineage: Eukaryota; Metazoa; Chordata; Aves; Suliformes; Phalacrocoracidae.
UCCUGUCAAUCAUUUUGUUCUUCGGCAGCCUCCCUUCAAUCGCCAUAUUGGGCAACCGAGAAAAGGGCUCGUCUCUUCUUGUUUUUUUUCCCCCGUCUCGCUUUUACUACGCGGCGGCGGUGCGAGCGGCGGGAGCAUCACCAUCACCGGCGGCGGGGCAGCGCGGAGCAGGGGCCGCGGAGGGCAGCGCCGCUCCCGCCUGCGCGCUCCCGCCUGCGCGCUCCCCCCGCGCAGCGCUCCUCUACCCGCCCGGGGCUCCCCGGCGGCGGCGGCGGCUCUCGGGGCUCACCCCCGGGACGGCGCUUAUGCGAGGGCGCCUCCUCGCCCCUUCUCCGCGGGCCGAGGGCGAGCGGGGCCGAGGCGGGGCCGGAGAGCGGGGCAGCGCGGAGAGGAGGCGCGGAGCGAAGCCGCCGAGCGCCGAGAAAUAAAAGGCGGAGAGGAGGCGGCGGCGGCUGGCGGGGGGGAGAGCAGCGAGCAAAACAACCGCCGUCAGAAGAAAGAGGGUGGGGGGAGAUGUCAAACGUCCGUAUUUCUAAUGGGAGCCCUACCCUGGAGCGCAUGGAAGCCAGGCAGUCGGAGUACCCGAAGCCGUCAGCUUGCAGGAACCUCUUCGGGCCGGUGAAUCACGAAGAGUUAAACAGGGACUUGAAGAAGCACCGCCAGGAGAUGGAGGAGGCAUGCCAGAGGAAGUGGAAUUUCGAUUUCCAGAAUCACAAGCCGCUGGAAGGCAGGUACGAGUGGCAAGCCGUGGAGAAGGGGAGCUCGCCCGACUUCUACUUCAGACCCCCCAGGCUACUGAAAGCUGUCUGCAAGUCCGCCGGCCGCCAGAGCUUGGAUGUAAACGGGAAUUGCCAAACCGUGGUUUUUGUCGGUUCUCAGGGAAUCUCAGAGGACACUCACUGUGUAGAUCAAAAGACUGAUGUUUCUGAAAAUCAGACGGACUUUGCAGAGCAGUGCACUGGGCAGAGGAAAAGACCUGCCACCGACGAUUCCUCUCCUCAAAAUAAAAGAGCCAAUACAACAGAAGAAGAGGUUUCAGAAGACUCCCCCAGUGCCAGUUCAGUGGAGCAAACACCCAAGAAAUCAAGCCCAAGACGACAACAGACGUAAACCGUUUAGAGCGGAGGAUGUGCGUGUCCUCUCCUUCAUCGGGUGCGGCGGGGGGCGAUGAAGCGAGGAAGAUGUAAAGUUGUAGUGGAAACUAGAAUACAUAUCGCCGAUCUCCGUGGGAUGGAGGUCCUGUACAAGCACUGAAAAAACAACAGCGACAAAACAAAAACAGCAGCAACAGCAACAAAAAAAAAAAAAAAGGCAAACAAUAACACUAAAAUUUUAGGCACUCUUAAAAGACCUGCCUCUAAAAGCAUUGGAUGUAGCAUUGUGCAAUUAGGUGUUUCCUUAUUUGCUUCAUUGUACUACCUGUGUAUAUAGUUUUUACCUUAUGUAGCACAUAAACCUUGUUGGGAGGGGGGAGGGAGUGGAAGAGGGUGACCGAUUGAAACUUGCUUUCACAAUCUAGCAAGCAAAGAAAUGUAUGAAGAGAAGCAGUGUAGGUUUUUUAUUACUUAAAGAUGUAUUGUCCCUUUAAGUGGGUCCACCGUGUUUUUCUUUUUUUUUUUUUUUUUUAAUGUACCAUCGUGGUAACCCUGCUCAGAGCAGAUUAUUACAGGCCUCUUGUGAAAUUUGUUCCUACUGCAUUAAGCUGAUGAGGUGGGAGCUGUGAUGAUUCCGUUAUGUAGCAGCAAAAGUUCCCCCCCACACCUCAAAUCCAUAUACUAGAUUUGAAUGCCUGUAAAAGUCGUGUAAAAUCAUCCUGUUGUUACGUUGCCUAAUUUUCCUGGUUUGGUUUUUUGUUGUUUUGGUUUUUUGUUGUUUUGGUUUUUUACCCUAAUCUGAAGGGCUUUUGCUCUGAAUCUUGAAUAUUGUUUUCUGAUCUGACCCACUGCCCAAAGUGUUUGUGUGUGUGGGAAAAGGGAUACUACAUCUUUAAACAGUAUUUCUACAUUGCCUGUGUACCUGUAUGUAAAAAUAAAAAAAGUUUGAAGUGUACCUGUGUACAUAACUCUGUAAAGACACUGAGAAAUUAUACUAACUUAUUUAUGUUAAAAGAUUUUUUUUAAUCUAGAAGACAAUAUUUUUUCCCCAUAAAGCCAAAUGGCCUGUUUUUGUGCAUUUGUAAAUGCUCUAUUUGGUAGACUUUUUAGGGUUUUUUUUGUUUGGUUUUUUUUGCCCGGGUUUUUUUUUCCUUUUUCUGAUAAUUAAUAUGGCUGUGCUUAAAGGAUUGCAGACUGAGCCAAUUUAAUAUUUUUUUUGUAAAUGUUUGGAAAAAAGAAAAAUCCAGAUUGAUAUUGUUUCACAUCAAGCAAUCAAUAAAGAAAACUGCCAUAUAUAAGAAAUA